Messenger RNA from Penicillium canariense, 2397 nucleotides. Its product is annotated as putative actin binding protein. Gene Ontology annotation, molecular function: actin filament binding. The coding region runs from base 1 to 2397 and encodes 798 amino acids. Gene Ontology annotation, cellular component: cortical actin cytoskeleton; actin filament; site of polarized growth. Gene Ontology annotation, biological process: regulation of actin filament polymerization. The transcript has 4 exons. Lineage: Eukaryota; Fungi; Ascomycota; Eurotiomycetes; Eurotiales; Aspergillaceae. The record is from RefSeq and is a predicted model, not a curated record.
AUGGCAUCCCUGAACCUCUCUGCCAACGGUCCAUCGAUAUCGAAAAGCUACCAGUCGGUAGUCAACGCAUCACCUUCCACCGGCAAAGCGGCAUCGCCAACCUACGGCUAUUGGGCGGUCUUUUCCGUUUCAACCCCGCUGGUCAAUGCCUUCCAACAAGAUGCUGGGAACAAAGAGAGUGUGCUGAAAGUCCAAAGCACAGGAGACGGUGAAUUGGAAGAGCUCAUCGAGGAAUUCUCCGAAGGCCGAGUGCAAUUUGCCUACGUGAAGGUGACAGACCCCAACACGGGGUUGCCUAAGAAUGUUCUCAUUGCGUGGUGUGGCGAAGGUGUGCCGGAACGGACAAAGGGGUACUUUACCAGCCACCUUUCCAGCGUGUCCAGAUUCUUACAUGGGUACCAUGUCCAAAUCACAGCCCGGGCGGACGGCGACCUCUCUCCCGAGGGCAUCGUUCAAAGAGUGGCAGACUCUUCGGGCUCCAAAUACUCGAUCGAAUCCCAGGCACCCGUGGCUUCGACUACAUCCACGUCCGCCGGUCCUCGACCCCCGGUCGCCAGUAAGCCGGUAUUCACCCCCACCCGAUCGAGGGGGAUUGCCCCGAAUCCGGUCCCUCGCGCCGCGCCUGCUGCCCCCUCCGGUGCCAAUGUCGAUGACGAUGGCUGGGGUCCUGAUGCUCCACCAGUGACUCGCACGCAACUCGAGAAAGUGCAACCCGCGUACCAACCUACCCGAGUGAACCUGCAACAACUGAAGUCGGAGAACCAAUCCCCGGGCCGCCAAGACGCUCCGGCCUCCAGCGAGGACAAGGGCGGUGUGGUUCGAGGAGGUUACCAGCCCAUUGGAAAGGUCGAUAUUGCAGCGAUUCGGAAACAAGCUGCUGAAACCGGCCAGCUCAAGGACGAUCGACCCGCCCCGGUGAAAGGAGCGUAUGAGCCAAUUGGCAAGAUCGAUAUUGCUGCCAUUCGUGCCAGGGCACAGAAGCCCAAAGAGGCCGCUGAUACGGGAUCCUCUGGCGAUGCUCACAGCCCCGUGUCUCGCAAUGAGCCGACGACGCUGCCCGAGCGGCCGGCUGAAAACCAGAACGCGGAACGCCUCACUAACCUUCCGAAGCCUAAGAUUGCCAACAAGUUCGGCUCGGGUCCUUCUUUCCCUGGCACGAAGCCGCCUCUACCUGCGGAACUGGGUGCCUCGUCCGACAACGCCCCCGUACAGGUUGGUAGCGCCAGCCGAACUUUCGCGGAUCAAGGAGGCAAGACUCCAGCCCAGCUGUGGGCGGAGCGAAAGGCCAAGGAGCGUGGAGAAGCCCCCCAAGCAGCAGAUACGACUUCGCAAUCCAUUCAAAGCCAGUACAGCGGCCAGGGCGAAUGGAAGAGCUCUUACUCUGGCAAGACAUGGGCCACGGUCCAAACGGCCCAGAAUCCACCUAGCUCGCCCUGGGCUGCUGAUGUAACAGCUCCUGAACUUUCAGAGCCCCAGAAGGCAGAGGCGGAGCCGGUAUCACACGUCCACGAUAUCCGCAGCCAAUUUGCCCAGGACCCUGCGCCGCCGAUUCCCCAAAUUAGUCGUCCUGUCCCGCUCCCUGGUCUGCCUAACCGACCAGAUGAGUCCGAGCCCGAGCCCGAGCCCGGGCCCGAGCCCGAGCCUGAGAUCCAGCAGGUUCUGCCCACGCCGCCGCCGCAGCCACGCUCGCCGACUCCCCCCACCCCUCCGGUCCGAGAGAGCUCGCCUAUUCGGGUAGCGAUGCCGGUUGGUCGUAGUGUGACAGAUGCCCACGAGGAACAGCACGCCCCACCCCCGGCGGUACCCGUCCAGAGCCUUCAAGAUGUUGUUCCGGAUGAGAAGGACCUGGAGGACGAUACUCAUCACGAUCUUGGUCGGGCUGCCGCCGAAGCUGCCAUCGGCGAACAAUCUGCCGCUGGGAUCCGGGCCAUUGUUCAAUAUGACUACGACAAAGCCGAAGACAACGAGAUUGAGCUCCGGGAAGGCGAACAGGUGACCGACAUUGAAAUGGUCGAUAAGGACUGGUGGUUGGGAGUCAAUGUUCGCGGCGAACGAGGUCUCUUCCCUGGCAACUACGUCGAAGUUGUCGACAACGACGAUGUUGAUGCUGCAGCUGGCGCUCACCACGCCCAAGAGCCCGUGGCGGAGCCUGCGCCAGAGCCAGCGCCAGAGCCUGCGGUAGCCCCCGUGCAACCCGCCUCGGCAAUCAAUGGCGGCUCUAACCACCCGACUGCGACCGCGGUCUAUGACUACGAGGCCGCGGAGGACAACGAGAUUAGCUUCCCCGAAGGAGUGAAGAUUGUGAACGUGGAAUUCCCCGACGACGAUUGGUGGCUUGGAGAAUAUAACGGAGCCCGAGGACUGUUCCCGGCCAAUUAUGUCGAGUUGGAUAAAUGA